This is a messenger RNA of Ricinus communis (castor bean), 822 nucleotides long. RefSeq lists its product as uncharacterized. The record is from RefSeq and is a predicted model, not a curated record. Bases 1 to 822 code for a protein of 273 amino acids. The transcript has 2 exons. NCBI's taxonomy places the organism in Eukaryota, Viridiplantae, Streptophyta, Magnoliopsida, Malpighiales, Euphorbiaceae.
AUGGCACCUUCGAGGGCCUUGUAUGGUCGGAAGUGUAGAUCCCCCGUAUGUUGGGAAGAAGUUGGUGAACGGAAGUUAGCAGGAUCGGAAUUGGUUCAGAUCACUUCAGAAAAGAUUCCGGUUAUUCGCGAGCGACUGAAGACAGCUUUUAGUAGGCAGAAAAGUUAUGCGGAUCCAAAGCGGAAGCACGUGGAAUUCAGUGUUGGGGAAUAUGUAUUCUUGAAGGUGUCUCCUAUGCGUGGUGUGUUGUGGUUUGGCAAGAAGGGCAAAUUGGCACCUCGUUAUGUGGGACCCUUUGAGAUUAUUGGCAGAAUUGGAGAUGUGGCAUACAAACUAGACUUGCCACCGAACUUCUCGCACGUGCAUCCGGUAUUCCACAUAUCGAUGUUAAGAAAGUAUAUUUCAGACCCUUCGCAUGUGUUACAACCGCAAAAUGUGGGAGUUGGUGAAGAUUUGACUUACGAGGAGCAGCCAGUCAGGAUCGUGGAUACUCAAGUUCGCCAGCUGCGCUCUAAAAUUAUUCCGAUGGUCAAGGUUUUGUGGCGAAAUCUUUUGUCUGAAGAGUGUACCUGGGAAACCGACCCACCGCCUCCCCAUUCUCUGCCUCCGCAAGACCGCCAUUGUCGCAGCCCUGUCCUCCCCGCUUCCUUCCGCCGACGCCGACCAAAGGCUAGGGGGAGGUCGCCAUUGUCGGUUCGGCCUCCCCGCCAUGCGUUUCUUUCCGCAAACCGACGGCCGAAUCUGACUCCCAUCCCCAAAACCCCGGAAGCAACCCUCCUCCGCUUGAAAAUCCUUGCCGGCACUUUGGAAAGUGUCGCGUGA